AUGAUAUAAUUAGUUACUAAAAAGGUUUUUCUGAUUUAAAAGAGAAAAGUAUUUUGUUAUGAGAUUUCUUUUAGUGUGAAACAAUUAGAAUAAUUAAAAUUUAUAAUUGGUAAAUGGAAUAUUGGUCUGAAAUAACAAAUGAAACCUUGGAGAAUGCAAGAAAGUAUAAGAAAUAGGAAUAGGAAAGAUAACAUAUGUGCAUAAAUGAAAGUUUGAUAGAUUCAGAAGCUUAAUAACAAUAUGAGAAAUGUUCUGAAUC
Molecule: messenger RNA, 259 nt
Organism: Paramecium sonneborni
Lineage: Eukaryota; Ciliophora; Oligohymenophorea; Peniculida; Parameciidae
Source: the annotation of a GenBank genome assembly